Mytilus californianus (California mussel) is the source of this 9379-nucleotide messenger RNA. RefSeq lists its product as uncharacterized. The record is from RefSeq and is a predicted model, not a curated record. Lineage: Eukaryota; Metazoa; Mollusca; Bivalvia; Mytilida; Mytilidae. Gene Ontology annotation, molecular function: neurexin family protein binding; small GTPase binding. Gene Ontology annotation, biological process: intracellular protein transport; exocytosis. Gene Ontology annotation, cellular component: exocytic vesicle; plasma membrane. The transcript has 16 exons. Bases 232 to 6264 code for a protein of 2010 amino acids.
CAAUGAAAAAAGUUAUUGCUACAAGUUGCCUAAACAGUUCAGAAGUGUAUUCAUGGCUUAUUAAGCAUUACAUUAAUAAUAACCAGUUUGAUACAUGUGUAAAGUGACACCCUGUCUAUAGAGAGGCUCCUGAGAUGAUGGAAAAUGAAUAUAAAUGAGAAUGUUUGAGGAAGAUGCAGAAAUGUAUAUUUAUAGUUAGAAGUUAAAAGAAGUUUCGGCAAAAACCUCAUUAUGUCAAUGGAAAGUUUGAUAAAUCUGGACACUUUGACAGAAGAAGAACGCAAGAUUAUCUUGUCUGUCUUGAAGAAAGAUGAUGAACUCAAAAAGUCUCAAGACAGAAAAAUAGGGCAUCUGAAGUUAGAAAUUCAAGCUAUUCGCAUGAAAAGUGUGCUACGGAAUGGUGAUGACUUGUCCAAAAUCUGUGCCAGGUGUCAUGCAGAGCUAGGAUUUCUCUUUAAUCGUGGUGACCUUUGUCCAAAGUGCCAUUUUCGUGUAUGUCGAGCGUGUCAAGAACAAGGACUUGCAGGCACAUGGUUGUGUACAUUAUGUCAUAAGCAAAGGCAGUUGAAAUUUUUUAUGGAAGAAUGGAAUAAGAAGGGAAAGCCCAAUAAAAAGACAGGUACUGACCUAGUGAAGGCCUCUAUAGUCAGACAAAGAAGGCCUGGUAGAGUAAAUGAUGACACUUCUCAGGUAGAGAAAUCAAGAGGAGUUCAGAAUGGAAAUCCAGUCCAGAAUGGAACAGCAUUUCGAAGUAAGAAAGAAGCAGAGAAUGAAAGGAUUGAAUAUCCCAAUGACUCUGACAAAAGAAAGCUGAGCCAACUUUUCGAUUCUUUUAAAUUGGGUAAAUCUAGUGAAAAAACAGAACAAGUUGAAUCAAAACAUCAGGUGUCAGUGAAAAAAUUAACCACUAAACGGUACGAUGAUUCUGAUGAAUCAAGUUCGUCUGAUGAUGAUCGAUCUUCAAGAGAUUCAUCACCAAAUGUUACACAUAGAAUGACAGACACACGAUCAGCAGAUGACUUUGUUACAGCAAGCAAUCUUACGAGAGGUGUCUUACAACGAAACUAUUCUGAUGAUUCUGAUCAAACAGCAAUGUCAGAUGAAACACCUUUCAUGAAAAAUACCGGAAGCACAGAAACACAGAUACGUGUUGAUAUUCAUUCUGAUUCAUCAGGAACAACACCAAAAAAAAUCAAACCUUCAAAAUUUGAUCAAGAGACCACAGGUAAAAUCAAAGAUCAUAAAUCAAAUCAUAUACAUGACCAAGUUGUUAGGACAGGAAGUAUGUCAUCGUAUCGUUCAACCUCACCUGAAAACAUAGACACACCUAGUUUACAAAAAAGACAAACCUACCAGCAAAAUAGAUCACCGUCACCUUAUUCAUUUGACAGUAUUCCAUCAUCCCAUGCAGAUUCACCGUUACCAAAGAAACGAUUUUCAUCAGAGUUGUACCGACAGGAUUCUGACGCAGACUCUCGUGUAAGUGGUGUCAGUGGAAUAAGUGGAACAGCUGAACACAGCGGAACAGAAUCGGUAGUUAAGGAUAGCGGUGAAGAAGAUUACACUGUAGAAGAGUUAUCUAACAUUAGAUUUAGACGAGUUUCCAGGAAGAAUGGAAAGUCACAAAGAUCAUCAGAGCACAGUCCCAUUGAUGACGAGGAGGUUCACCGAAGGGGUUCUUCAGGUAAGGGCAGGGUUCAUGUUGUAGAUUUACCUGAGGCAAAGGGGUUUGUUCAAAUAUCUGAAAUUUCUUUAUUUGACAUUGAAAAAGACGUCGAUAAUGACAGUGAUGCUUUUUUAAAUCUUGACUUUGUCCCCCCUCCCAGCUCAAAUUCACACGGUAAAGGGGUUAAUUUAUCUGAUAAAAGUGCAGGCAGUCCAAUUACCAAUGAAGAAGCUCAGAAAUCAUCACAAAAAUCUGUUGUGGACUCGAAACAAAACAUUCCUAGAAACCUAAAAAGGCAAGUAGUUACUUCAGCAAACUGCGAAAUAUCAGAUAAAAGUGUGUCUAAAACAGAACCAAAGAUUGAUGCAAAAAUUGUGCAAAAUGUCCACUCCUUGCAGUCACCCAGAGAAUCUCAAUUUACCAAGAAAUUAAAAUCGAAUGAAAAGUCAGAAAAAUCUAACAUAAGAACUGAAAAAGACUCGAGUGAACAAAUUCAAAGGGAGUUUGGAGGUAAAAAGAUUGAAACAAAACAAUCACAGUUAGAGAGAAAACUGAUAUCAAAAACUUCAAAGAUGCAGGCUACAUCUCAAGAAAGUAAGAAGAAAGUAGCAACAUCUGAAUUAGAUGUUUCUCAAAAGAAAAAUAAAGAUCAAAAGAGUAAAAAAAGUGUAGAAGCCAGUAAAAUAAAUAAACAAAUGAAAACAUUUGAGGCAGAAAGCAGAGACCUAUCUUUUGAAGAGCUUGUAUUAGAGAAAGAUGCAAAUUCUAAACGUUCAGUGGAUUCAGAAUUUGAUGAAAUAUUUAACAUAGCCAUGGCAGACCUUUCAGUUGAUGAGUCUACAACAGAUAUGAGUGAUGCUGGUUCAUUUAAUAGAGCAAAGGGAAAGAAGAUCAAAAAAUUAAUGAAGAAAAGAAAAGUAGAAAAGAAAGAAAAAGAUUUGAGUAUUGGGAUUAAAAUGGACAAAGAUCCUGAAGAUCUAAAAAACAAGGAGAACAUUAAAAGUAUGAAAAACAUUCAUGAAGUGAAGGAAGAUAGCAAGCACAGAAAGGAAUAUUCUGGUGAUAUGAAAUCAGAAAUGAAUGACAAAAAUAAAUAUGGAACAAUUGAAAAGAAAAGCAAAGAAGAAAAUAAAAAUGAAGUUACAAAACAAAAUAUUGAAAGACCAAAUGAAGAAAAAAAAUUCAAUGAUCAAAAUAAAAGUACUGAUAUCCAACAAAGUGGUUGUGUUGAACAAUCAGUGGAGGUGACACUUAGUCAGUCUCAGAAUGUGGAGAAAACACAAUUAGAAAGGGGAGUAACUCCAGAACUUGUUACUGAGGAAGUCAUAAACCCUGUUCGGAUUGUCAGAGAGGAGGCAUCAACAUUGCCGAUUGCAAAACUUGAGAAAAUUGAAUUAUCAAUGACAAAGAAUUUUGAUAAAAAUGGAAAACAGCAAAGGUCAGAACAUGAUCAAUUAGAUAGUAAAAGGGAAACAACUGACAAAAAAUUAGGUACAAAUCUAUCAUCAGGGGAGACAAUUCGUGAAUCAAAAGAUUGUGCUGUAGGAAUUCCUUCUAUGGUGCCAGAAGAAUUUGAACAAAUGGGUGAAAUAAAUUUUGAUGAUUUAACUAUGGAACAAAUUGGUGAGUUGAUGAGGAGAAAAGUUAUACCUAUGGAUGAACAGAUACUAAAUCUAAUUGAGUUUUCACAGAAUCGGGAAAAGUUGUCACCUGCAUUGAUGGCAACAGGAAGUUGUGAUUCUGAUGAACUUAGUAUUAUUCAAGAAGAAUCAGAACCAAGUGAAUCUGAUACAUCUACAGAACAAAAUCAGGUGCACUUAGGUAAUUCAGAACAGGAAGAUAGUAGGGUUACCAAAGAGAUUCACACUGAAGAUUUGAAACCAAAUAUUGGUGAAAUAAACACUACGGAUGUCCUUGAACAAGUGAAGUCAUCAGAGUAUGAACUCAGUAUCAGAAACGAAAAAGUUUCUCUUCCUACACAAAAUGUUGAGGUGCAUGGUCAUGAUGUUAUUUCUGAAAAAUCCUCAGAACUUGAAAAUUCUGUACCUAUAGAUUCCUUUUCAAAACAAGAAAAUUUUGAAAAAAAUAUUUCAGUGGGUAAGGAUGAAAGUCAAAAUGCAAGAACUAGCACCGAGGAUUUACAGAAAUUUUAUCAAGAAAUAAAAGAACAGGUUGCAUUAGAAUGUUAUAUGGAAACUCAGAAAUUAAAAAAUUCGCAGACAGAUUCUAUCCAUUCAAUAACAGAUGAAAAUUUACCAGAAGAUUUAAAUAACAGCCAAACAUCCACACAGACAGUUAUUAAAGAAUUGAUUUCUAAACAUUCUAAAGAUGAGCAAAUGGGAAAUCGAAAAACUGAUAGCUUAAAAGCAGAGAUAUUUUCAGAAUAUUAUGGUAAAAGUGAUUUUUCCAGUAUGCCAAUAGAAAAUCUGAAGAAUGAAGGCAUUGAACAUCUGCAGAUGAGAGAAAAGCAUGAUGGUAUAGCUACUGACAAAGAUAUUCAGUCAGAUGUAAGUAAACUGUCUGAAAAAGAUUUUACUGUUGAUGGCCAUAAGUCUGUUGACCUUGAAGUUAACUUAUUAACAAGCAUAUCAGAUUCAAGCUCAAAAUCUGUUGUACAAAGACCUAGGGCCAGUUCAGUUACACUAGAGGUAGAUGAAUCUGAUGAUGAGUCUAGUGUAGUAUUGGUUAGUAACGAGUGUCGAUCUCCUGUAAAAACCGUUGACGAAAUGAAAAUUGAAAUUACUUCUUCUCCAGUUGAGAAAAUGACAUUUGAAACUGAUGAUAUAAGGCAGCCUUCUUACAUGGCUGAAUCUACACCUGAAAGGAAAUACAAUAAACCCAAAGAUGAUACACCUCAUCCGGAGGGCUACACUCCAACAAAAGCAGAUUUAUCAGCAGACAUUACGAUAACACCUGCUGAAAGGAGUGGGGAUUCUGAAAAUACCUUCUGUGAUUUAUUAGAGGAUAAUACAUCAGACAAAGAGGUCAAGGACAUUACAUAUCAAAAGUUAAAAGAGUCUAAGAAAUCUGACCUUGUGGGUCAAAGUCUGUCUCGGGAAGUCCUUGUGAAACAGUGGUUGACAUCAAAAACGGAAUCAAGAGAAGACAACUCUAGUCCACAGUCAGACUCUUCUGAACUUGCCUCUGACAAAGUGGCUUUGCAAAUAAACCCUGCCCUAAAAUCUGAAACCCCUGCAUGUGACCUGUCUUCCCAGCAGAUGACCCUGCCCAAAUUAAACAUGCAGGAGUGGAAAGAGACAGGUAUUAGAGAAGCGGAUUCCAUUACAAAAUUAUCACCAAGAGCCAGUUCAGAAGGGUCAGCAAGCCUAGAAGAUAGUGGUCAUGUCAGUGGAGCAUCAACGCAGGAAAAUACACCUGAGCAUCGUAGAACAGAUAGUUUACAGAGUCAGGCAUCAAUGGCAUCAUCUAAGUUGUCUACCCUAACAGAUAAGGAGAGUGAGGACGAUCCUGACAUUGAUGAAAUCGUAAGGUCACAUCGAUCUCUGCAAGGUUCAAUGGGUGGUAGUCGUGGCAACCUGUUGUCAGCCAUGACAGAGAGCAGAGAGAGUAUUGUCAGUUUUUACAGCAAUGCUGGUGAUGUAGAUUACGGUAAAAUACCAAUAACGGGAGACAUACAGUUUGGUCUGGAUUAUAACUACCGGACAGGGACACUAGAGAUACAAAUGACACAGUGUAAAGGAUUGGCACCUGCCGACACCAGGAGAAAUAGAUCUGAUCCGUAUAUAAAGACAUAUUUGUUGCCAGACAAGACAAGAAGUGGAAAACGUAAAACAAAGAUCAAGAAGCACACACUUAAUCCUGUAUUUGAUGAAAAGUUGAGAUACUUGAUAUCUAAGAGUGAACUAGAGAACAGAACAUUAUGGGUGACUGUGUGGCACAAUGAUAGAUUUGGUAGGAAUGAUUUCCUUGGCGAAGUCACCAUCAAUUUUGACUAUUACAGAUUUGGAGAUUCUGCAGCAAAAUGGUACAAGUUACAAGAAAGGGUGCCUCCACAUGAACGACAGAAUAUAAGGUUUGAACAGCCAACAUCUCUUCUUACUUAUAAAGGGGACAUCAUUCUCUGUCUGAAGUAUGUUCCUCCAGAACAAGUAAACAGAGAUUCCCCCUCUCCAUCACGGAAGAAGGCAAGGAAACCCAAACUGCCUGGAGACAAAGGCCAGCUACAUGUGCUUAUCAAGGAGGCUAGAAACUUAACUGCUGUCAGAUCUAAUGGCUAUUCGGAUCCUUUCUGUAAAGGGCAAUUACAGCCAGAUAAAGAAAAACAGAAAACACAAGUGAUCAAAAAAGAAUGCAACCCUGCAUGGAAUUGUACUAUGGUGUUUGAAGAUGUCACUGCUGAAAAUCUGAGAGAGAAGUCAUUGGAGCUGACAAUAUGGGACCAUGACAAGCUGUCCAGUAAUGAUUUCUUGGGAGGAGUAAGGCUGAAUCUGGGAACAGGGAAAAGUUAUGGUAAGAUAGUAGAUUGGAUAGAUGCAAGAGGAGAGGAGAUUUCGUUUUGGCAGGCUAUGGUAGAUAGACCUAAUUUCUGGAUAGAUGGCGCUCUUGUUCUCAGAUCUACCAUAAGUAAAAGGAAGUGACAUCACAACAUAAUAUCCAAUCAUAAUUGAUGGUGCUAAGCAUUCUCAGUUGAUCCAGUUUUCAGAUGGACAUGGGAUGUAGAUGUUUUAACCUGAUUCAAUGUGGUGGAGAGGACAUUGGUGAAGAUAAUCAGACAAAGCAAUAUAAUUUAAUUGUUGAAGGACAUGGAUAGAUGAAAUGGCUAGUUAAAAUUGUUUAAAAAGAAGCUGCCAAUAAAUUGCAUGUGUUGUAAUUUUCUAAUUUUUCAAAGUAAAAGGUGUUGAUACUAUAUAUUUAAACGUUUUUGUCUUUCAGGAGUAUAAACUAUAAACGUUUUUGUCUUUCAGGAGUAUAAACUAUAAAUACAUUCAUAUUGAAUAACAAAACUUCUGUCUGUAGUUUAAGCCUUCAAACAAAACUCUCUGCCUAUGAAUAUGUAAUGAGAUCAAAAUGAUCUAAGCUUACUAAAUUAUCUAACAAAAGGUUAAUGUAGUAUGUUGUGAAGAUAAAGUGUUGGAAACAAAUUGCUUAAAGCUUCAAUAUUCCAAAUACCUCAUAUUUCAUUGUGCAAUUAGGAUUUUGUUAAAUGUUGCAUUUAAUACUUGCUUGGGUUUAUUUAUACUUUGAAAAAUCGUCUGUUGGUGAGGAAAUAUCAAUCAACUUAAAUGUCUAUAGAGGCCAAUUAAACUUAAUGUAUAGAUUUUCGUCAAUUUUAACAAAAUUAUUUUUGAACAUAAAUUUUCAUUUUACAAUUUCAACAUCCUAAUCAAUAAUAGAAGUUUCAGCGUGUGCUGUGAUGCUUGGUUCCACAUUUUAGGACACUGGUGUGAACUUUUUAUGGCUUUAAUCACUUACUGAAGCAACAACUCUGAUGAUGAAAAUCAUGCAAACAAGUGACAGUCGAAAUGUAAAUACACAUGUGAUUAGUUCAAGAAAUCUUAACGAAAGAAAAGUAAAAAUAAUUGAGGUGUAUUUUGAUGCAAAUCGGCAAAUUAAGUCAAUUGUCAUUGUGUACAAUUUUAUAUGCUGUAAAGACACAUUCAUCCUUAACAAAAAGACUAAUAAUUAUCCUUAUGGUACCAGAUGAUUGCACACAAUUUUUUGAAGUAGAAAUGAUCCCUUAUCUGUAUCAUUAAACUUGCAUUUAUGAUAUUAAAAGAAAACAGGGUUUCUAUUUCUUGAUAAGAUAUUAUUAUGUCCAAUCUAAGUGGUCUCAUAAUAAAUUUCUGGACACCUAGUCUCAUUUACAUUUUGGCCAUCAAUUCUCUCUACAGAAAAAAACAUAAUAUUUAAGAGUAUUUUCCAUCAAGCUGGCAUAGCUUUCUUAUAGCACAUGAUAAUAAAUGCUUACUAUUGAAUGAUGCACAUUAUGGUAAAGCCCCGAAAGUGGAACAGCCCAAACUGAACCAGUCAAAUAAGAGCUAAGCCUGUGCAUCAAUUCAAAAAUUUGGCAUUUUAGUGAGUGUCACUAUUGGUUUUAAUGCAGUGAAUGAAAAAUUAGAUUCUUUAUCAGACGUACAGUGUUUUAACAGUAUUAAAAAUCAUUAUUUUCAAUUGAAUUAUAAAUUAAUAUUUUAUUAACUUAGUGUCCUAAAAUGUCAUAACAUUAAAAUCAAACAGAAUAUUAUUAACUGAUAUUAAUUGUGUGUUAUUCUGAAAUAAAGUUAACAUAGCUAAAAUGAGUUAUUUUUCCACAUUUCAACAACAUUCAUAAAUCUAUGUAUGGAUUUUAGAGCUUUAGUACACCAGUAUCUUAGAGUAAACAAUGAUUAAAUGAAUUGCAUGAGUUAGUGAUGUAUUUAAAUUAUUUGUUAUGAAUUUUCGUAAAGAAGUUUAGUUAUUUAGAUUACUUCCAAAGAAGUAUAAAGUUUAAGAUUACUUCUUAUGAGAUGAAGGUUGCUCAACAGAAUGUGAUAUUAUUGUAGAUAAUGUAUAUAAACAUAUUGUAUAUUUGUUAUAUGAAUCAAAAUAUUCUAUUCUAACUGUGGUAAUCAUUGUGAUAAAUGAACAUUACUUACACAAAAAAAUAUAUACAAGAAAUAAAGAUAAAUGUGAGCUUUGUUGCUUUUGACAUAGAUAUUAUUUCAACGGUUGUGAAAGAAUUAUGUUAAACUGAAAGAAGGGGUAACUACGGGGACAAGGGUAAAACAUAUUGGGUUUGGCUGAUAAGAAGUUUUGAAAAUUUUGGAAAAAGUCAAUGUAAGGGUAUAGUAUGAUAUAUUAUUGUACUUUUUGCUGCAAUUGAAUGUUGAUAAAUGAUCACUUUACAGAAAUAUAACAUUCAAUGUAAAAAUCAAAUCUGUUUCAUAGUCCUUAUUAUAGUGUUUUUAUUUGGCUCAGUGCAUAUCUUUCUUUUAUAUGUAAAAUGUGUUGGACUCAAGCUAAUUUUCCUAGGAAUGCAAAGAGAAACUAACUUCACAAGACAAUUCAGUAUAAUUAAGAAUCAAGGAAUCAUCCCUUGCAGACACAAAAAUAUUCAAAGUAAACUUACUGCUCAUGUGAAGAGCUAAAUCCUGGUGUUCUAGUUGGAAAACUUGCGGUCAAGAAUGAAAACUAAUGAUAUCCAUUAGAAUAAAAGAAAGAUAAGCAAAUAAAUUAGAAAUUGUAUUUCAUGAAAUUCCUCAUCCAUUAUAAUGAUAUUUUAUUUCAUGCAUUUUUAGGUAACUUUAAUGAUGAAAAAAUGAAAAAUUAGAUGUUCAUUUUACGGAUCAAAUAUUUCUUCAAUUUUGUUGAUGAUGAUACAUUUUGGGUGAACAAUAGUAAAAACCUUUUUUUAAUGUAUAAAUGAAAUUACAAAUUAUUCAUUACAACAUUUCACUGAAAAAAAUAUUACGACUGGCUUAUUUCAAAAGAUAAUAAUAAAUCAUAGUCAUUUACAUGGCCCAUGGCCAUACAUUAGAACACACUUUUAUGUUAGUAAUUGAAAUAAAUCAAGUAUUUCACUUUGAGAUGUACAAUCUCUAUCAUGAACUAAUAAAUAUGCAUGUGUAAUGAUUUUGUUCAUAGUUCAACGUAUACAUAUUCAGUUCUGUUAUAUUUUAUUUCCAGAAAUCCAGCAAAUUGUUUUGUCUACAUUUAAAUUUAUAAUGCAAUCUUUAUACACAAUGUUCUAUUAAAUAAAAUACUCAUGCUUUU